AUGUGUUCGAACAGUGGUCGUCAGUUAUCGCUACCACCAAAAGAUAAUUUGUGUGUAGUACCCGUGAAAAAGGCGGACGAUCUAAGUACUAAAUAUGGUAUUAACGAUGAAAAGAAUGCAGUUGUGAAUAAUGUGAAGAAACGGGUUAAAAAAACAAGAUCUCGACCACUGAGUAUUGAAUUUCCAGUUCAUAACAAGAAUGGCUUGACUCGGAUCGAUUGUUCCUACGUUAAUAAUGGCCAAGCAGAUGAUGGUAAUCAUUGCGAUGGCAAUCACAUAACAUCAGUUAUGGAUUAUAGUACGGAUAAAUUUCCACGUACCGUAAGCACUUUAGCAGAUCAGCAAAAACUCGAUGAAAUAUUACCGCUAAUGAAAAAUAUCUUUCGUGAAUUUUUACUCAAUAUUGGAAGUAAUGUGAGCAAUCUGGAACAACUAAAAGAAUUUUUAUCAAUGACUGAAAUAUGUGACGAUGAAGAAAAAGUUUUGAAUGAACUCAUAAAUGAUGGCUAUCUUCUGCAGUUAAUCGAACGUUCUGAAUUAUUCGAUAUCGCCUUUAGUGGUACUCAGGUGAUUCUCACAUCUAAAAAGAACGAUUCGGAGAGUCUAAUAAAGAAAAGGAAUAUAUUCGAAAAUCUACUUUUAACAGGUUCCUCUGAUAUUGGCUAUGCUGAUCAAAUGAAUAAAAUGGAUAAUGAAAAUUCAGACUUACAAUUUCAUGGUAUUCCAAUGAAUAGUGCAUCAGCUGACUUGUUGACUGUGGUUGAUUCUUUUUUUGCAUUUGUCCGUGAAUUAUGGGCCGUUGAAUGGUGCUAUCUGGUUGUAUUUUAUGUCAUAGCUAGGUCCAUGGUGAAUUAUGAUGUGUGGAGUGGGGAGUCGUUAGAGCAUGAUGUCAUUCGAAGCGUUGCUCCUUUCAAAGAUAUUCUGGUUCAACAUUUGAAGCAACAAUUGGAGGAACGCGAUAAAGAAUUCACUCGAAUGAAGGAGCAAGCAGCCGCACUCAUAGUUGAGACAAACAAAAUAAUAGUCGAAAAGGAAAUACUUGAGAAGCGGUUAAUAGAUAUGGAAAAUAGGGCAAAAUAUCAUAGAAACCAUCAUCUUAUGCAAAGCGGGUCUGAUCAAACAUGUUUAUCGUUCGAACGUGAAAAGAUUGUGGAACGUGAGUUAAGUGAGAUCCGUAAUGAAAAUGCGGCCUAUAAACGAUUGUUGGUAGCAGAUCAUAGUCGUUUGAAGAAAGCGUAUAAGGAGUUAUUGGAAUUACGACUGGGAAAAGCAAAGAGUUUAGCGAUACGACGUAUUGAACAAGCAAAAAGUGGUUUUGCUCAUGCUAAUAUUCUGUAUAAUAGGUGUGCUUCAAGCGAAGUGAAAAAAGAUAUUGAACAGGUAAUGAAUCAAUGGAAACAAAUUGGUGUUGAUUACGAGGAGUGGUUGACAAAUUUAGAUAAGUUGGCUGGUGCACAAAAGGUAUUAAUUGACGAAGAUAAGGAUUUUGACGAAUUACCUUUGUUGACACCACCAAAUCAUAUUCCUAGUGCUCCAUCGUUACCGUCUAGUCUAAUUGACUGGUUGAGCUCUUCGAAUUUGACAUUCCCAAAUUUUAUUCCAAGGAAUGGCAAUACUGAAGACGCAAGUGAUUGUGCUGCUGCAUCAUCGCAGAAUGCAUCUACUGCAUUAUCACCAAGCCUCGGAAGCGAUUUAUGUCGUGGUGGUCUUUUCGGUGCUAUAGGACAACGCAAAGUUUCGAAAUCAAGCGCAUUUAGUGACAAUCGCAUCAAAACUCAUGUCGCACCAUGUAUUCAGGCUGAAAGUAGCAGUUCUAAAGCUCCAUGGGCGACAACUUCGUCGUCGCAUGUUGAAUGUAAUAGACCGGUUAGUGUUGAUCAUCACGAAUGUAAAAUCUGUUUAAAUGCAAUGACCGUUGGUGAAAAAAUGUUAAAGUGUCCAAACUCUGGUUGUAAUGAACCUUAUCACAAAGAGUGUGUUCUCAUCUGGGUGAAAAGUGAUAGUACAUGUCCAAAUUGUAGAGGUUUAUGGAGGGAUCCAACAGAGUUUCCGACUUUGCCAUCCGCUUUGCCUACAUAA
Molecule: messenger RNA, 2079 nt
Organism: Anisakis simplex (herring worm)
Lineage: Eukaryota; Metazoa; Nematoda; Chromadorea; Rhabditida; Anisakidae
Source: the annotation of a GenBank genome assembly